GUUACACCAGAGACACGUUAUAUGAUAUAUUGCUAUCCUUUAGAUAGAAAUAUAAUAUUGAUGAUAGUUUUGUCACUACUGAGAGUGAGACUAUGAACGGAUCUUGCAGAAAAGCUAAAGAACUAUGACUGGACAUCGAUAAAACAAUAUCAGUAUAGUGAACUUUAUUACACAAAUACAUGUAAUUACCUUUAUUCAUUUUUUGCAUGAACUAAGAGUUUCGGUUGAUGUAUUGGAUACAAGAAAUAAUAAAAGUUAUUGUGCAGAAUAUUCUUUGAAAGAAAAACAACAAUAGGAGAUGGAAUAAUUGAGGUAAAGAAUGGAAACUAUCACAAUAUUCAUAGCAAUAGCAGUCGCAGUUGUCGUUAUCAUAGUUACAACAUGCGUAUGGCUGAGGGAUUCGCCAAAGUUCAUACGGCUCAGUAGAAUAAUGACAUAUGUGUGGAAUGUAUCAUGGAAGACGAUUUUCAAACGACACAACACUAGCUCAUUGACAGAGGCAGAAGAUAACUUUUUGCGGAUAUUCAGAUUGAUGAGUAAUGUUGCGCCUAAGGCAGUAAGAGAUGCAUUCGAUCAACAUUUUCCUCCAUCAAAUCUUGCAUCAAGACUUGCAAAAGAUCGACUUUUUAUUACUCAGAAUUUGUUCUACACUAGAGUUAUUAACAGGAAGCAGAUGGAUCUCUUAUAUCCAGCUUCAGGCAACACGUCUUCGGAAAACUAUGACGUGACACUAAUGAUCUGUCUAUUAAGAAAUUUAAGUACAAUUGUUCCGCCCUCCAACGGAUAUGACAAGAUGCCACCAGCGACAGAAAUCAGUGACGGGGCUGAUUUAGCAAGAAUUAAAUACUAUAGAAAUGAAAUCGUUCACGCUGAGAAAGAUGAAAUACCAAAGCAAGAUUUUACAAUUGCAUGGGCGUGCGUAUCUAAGGCAAUAGUAAGACUUGGUGGAAUUGCAUACAAAUCAAUGUGUGAUGAAGUGAGCCAAAUGAAUCUAAACAAAGAUAUCUUAACAUUUGUACGUCAAGAUUUAACAGAAUUCCAAGAGGAAAUUGGUUCAGAAUUGAAAACACUAGAGAACCAAACAGUUCAUAUACAGACAAAGGUAUCAAUGCUUAAAGAUGAUCAUGAAAAGUUCAAAGAUGCAGUAAAGAUUACAACAUUAGACCUUCUUACAAAAAUAACAGAAUAUGAAUUUCAAGAUGAACACAUCAAUGAACUGUCGUCAGAGUUUACCAAAAAGAUACAGGAUCUCUCAACAGAAAUUAAAGUUCGAGCUGCAGAUACUAUUCCAGGGAAUAUAAGAUCUCAAAAUGACCAAUAUAUAAAUGAAUGGAUGAAGGAUGACAGCAAAUUUAUUAUCACAAGGGCAACAAAACAUGUUGCAACAUCUGUACAGUUACAGAAUUGUAUUGUUGUCACUGGGAGCUCAGGGACUGGAAAAUCGUCAAUUAUUCACCAUGUUGCAAUAAAUUUGUAUAAACAUGAAGGGUAUGAAAUAAUUCCGUUAGUCACAGGACCAUCAGAUAUAAUACAUUAUCGUGAUUUAAGAAAGAAACAAGUUUUUGUUAUUGAUGAUAUUUGUGGCAAGGAGACAGUUAACAUUCAAACAGUACAUAUGUGGAAAGAUCAUUUAGAAAAAAUAGAAAAAAUAUUCAAAGCUUGCGAAAAUGAUAAAAAAGAUGGCAUAAAAAAUGUUAUUUUCAUGCAUAAUGAAAUACCAGGGCAAUCUACAUCUGCAAAACUCCUUAUUUCUUGCAGACUGCAUGUAUUCAAAGAUUUACAAUUCCAGCAACUUAAUUAUUUCGCAAGUAAAGAAUGCAAUUUAUUAUCACAACAGCUGUGUCUCUUACCAGAAGAAAGAAAGCUAAUGAUAAGACAGUACCUUUCAAAUGAUAUGAUCAACCAUAUUGAAACAUAUUUGGAAAAUUUUGAUUUCUUUCCACUGCUUUGUAAAUUAUCCGAGGGAAAAUCAUUUACUGACCUAAAGAAGCUUUUCACAGCCCCAGUAAAUACUAUAAAAGAUGAAUUAAUGCACAUAAUAAGAUUUCACAACAAAAUUCCGUUUUGUGCUAUUGUUCUUUGUGUAUUAUUUGAUGAUGGUUUUAGUUUAGAUUUGUUGAAGCUUAACACUUCAUCUCAGGAUGAAAUAAAGCUUAAGUCCGUGUGUGCAGAAUUUGGCAUUGAUGUAAAACAAGAAAUGUCCCGAACUACAUUACGAGAAUGCCUUGCAAACUUAGAAGGCACCUAUUUAAAAAGGCGGGGAAACAAGUAUACACUUAUUCAUGACAAAAUAUAUGAAAUUGCAGCUGUUAUUUGCGGACAACAUUUACAAGAAUGCUUUAUUAAUUUUGCGCCCAGUGAAUUCAUCCGGGAUCAUUACAUUUUCGAAUCGUUCAAGGACAGAACAAGUGGUGAGGAAAACUUGAUAAUUCUCUCAGAAGACAUGAAACACGAGUAUUUUGUCAGACUGAUCUUAGAUUUGAAAAAUAAUGAUUUGAAAAGUAUAUUCCAUAAUAAACAGUUACGAUUUAAUUCAUUUAGAUCGCAGCUUCUUUCGUUUUUCAAACGUAACCAUGAAGUUACACGUUUACUGUUGGCUUUUGACAGACGCAAUAGACGUAUGUUCUAUGGAUAUUCCUCGAUGUCCACACCAACACCUUUAAUGGAAGCUGUUACAGAAGGUUAUGUAGACGUGGUUCUCUUUCUGAUAGAUAUAAACUGUGAUGUCAAUGAAGUAGAUAGUAAGGGAAGAUCAACUUUAUAUAUCGCAUGCGAGGGAGGUCAUACUGACGUAGUGAAAUUACUUUUGGAAAGAAAUGUCAAUGUCUCUAAACGUGGAUCAUUCGGAAUGUCACCACUUUAUGUGGCUUCAGAAAGAGGGUACACAGAUAUAGUUAAGUUAUUGCUUGAUAACAAUGCUGUGGUAUCGCAGACGGACGAUUUUAAACAGUCACCAUUUUAUAUGGCUUGUAAAGGAGGGCAUACAGAUAUUGUAAAACUGUUACUUGCAAAAAAGGCUGACAUGUCUCAGCGUGAAAAGUUGUCUGGUAUGUCAGGAUUACUCGUGGCUUGUGAACUAGGACAUGCAGACACUGUAAGAAUGUUAAUAGAAAACAAUGCGGAUACUUUGCAUUGUGACGUUAAUAAAAGAUCAGUAUUGUAUAUGGCUUGUAAAAAAGGGUUUACAGCUAUAGUAAAAUUGUUAUUGGAGAAUAAUUGUAAUAUAUCGCAAUGUAAUAAUCGCGGACAAUCCCCAUUGUCUGUUGCAUGCAAAAGUGGUUAUAUAGACAUUGUUAAACUUUUACUUGAGAAACAAAUUGACAUCUCCAAAUGUGACAGACAUGGACAAUCACCACUGUAUUUGGCAGUUCAACAAGGGCAUACAGAUAUAGUGAAACUACUACUUCAAACCAAGGCUAACGUUUCUCAAAGAGGUUGGGCAAUGCAGACACCUUUGUAUGUUGCUUGUGAAAAAGGACAUACACCUAUUGUGAAAAUCUUACUGCAGAGUGGUGCUGAUGUCUCACAUUGUGGGAAGUUUAGACUUUCACCGUUGCAUGUGGCUUGUUUAGCAGGACAUGCAGAUAUAGUUAAAUUGUUACUUAAGAACAAUUCUAACAUGCUUCAAUGUGAUAAAUUUGGAAAGUCAUCAUUGUACCAUGCAUGUAAAGCAGGACACUCGGUUAUAGUAAAAAUGUUAUUGGAAAAUAAUGCUGAUGUGUCUCAGUGUGACAAACACCAUCGGUCACCACUGUUUAUUGCAUGUGAAGGAGGGCAUACAGAAUCAGUGAAACUCUUACUACCAAGGAAUAUUGAUGUCUCUAAACGUGACACUCAAGCACAAUCAGCAUUGCAUGUAGCUUGUCGAAAUGGACAUACAAAAAUAGUAGAAUUAUUGCUUGAAUCCAAAGCUAAAGUAUCUCAAUAUUGCUGGGCAAAGCAGACACCAUGCUUUUUUGCUUGUAAAGGGGGCCACAUUGACGUGCUUACAUUACUGCUGAAAGAAAAUGCUGAUAUCUUAAAAUGCAACAAGUAUAAACAGUCACCACUUUAUGUUGCUGCUGAAGGAGGGCAUACAGAUAUAGUGACACUGCUUCUCGAGAACAAAGCCGAUGUCUUUCAACUUGACAAAAGUGGUCAGUCAGCUCUUUAUAUUGCUUGUAAAGGCGGCCACACUAAAGUAGUUGAACUUUUACUUGCUAACAAUGCUAAUGUGUCUCAAUAUGACCGAUGUUGUAAAGAAUCAUCAUUAUAUGUUGCCUGUGUAAGAGGACACGAAGCUAUAGUAAAACUUUUAAUGAAUGCAAAUAUUGAUGUUAACAAGUGUAAUAAAGAAAUGAUCUUUGUUUCGUCGCCCUUUUCAAACACUUAUGUUAAUUCACCAUUGAAUGCUGCCUGUCAAGAGGGUUAUACGAAUAUAGUAAAACUUUUAUUAGAGAACAAUGCAGACGUCUUUCAGUGUGAUAACGAUGGAAAAUCCCCAUUGCAUGUUGCAUGUGAAGGAAAACAUAGAGACAUAGUCAAACUCUUAAUUGAGAAAAAAGCUCACGUCUCUCAAUAUGACAGCUAUGGAGUUUCACCGUUGUAUCUUGCUUGUAAAGUAGGUGAUGCGGAAAUAGUGAAACUUUUACUUGAAAACAGAGCAGAUCCGUUACAAUGUUUUAAGUCUAAAAACCAAUCACCGUUGUAUAUUGCUUGUGACAGACGACAAACUGAAAUAGUCAAGAUGUUGUUAGAAUACAAUGCUGAUGUGUUGCAGUGCAACCUACAUGGGGAAUCGCCUUUAUAUGUUGCCUGUAAAGAAGGAUGCGCAACUAUUGUAGAAUAUCUACUGGAGUAUAAUGCUAAUGUCAACCAGUGUGAUUGUAACGGGCGGUCGCCUUUGUAUUUAGCAUGUGAACGAGGAAAUGUUCAAAUAGCACAACUGUUGUUAGAAAACAAAGCUGAUGUCUAUCAAUAUGACAAAGAAGAUAUAUCUCCAUUUUAUAUGGCUUGCAAAGGCGGACAUACACGUAUAGCGAAACUCUUACUAGAACACAAGGCUGAUAUUUUACAUUCUAAUAAUUAUAAACAAUCGCCGUUCUAUAUGGCUUACAAGGAAGGACAUACAAAGAUCGUGCAAAUUCUUUUGAAGAAUAAAGUUGGCGUCUGCCAGAGUGAUGACGAAGACCGAUCCCCUUUCUUUGUGGCAUGUGAAAAUGGACAUACUGAUAUAGUUGAACUAUUACUACAGAACAACGCCGACAUUUCACACUGUAAUAAGUAUGGACAAUCCCCUUUCCUUAUGGCAUGUAAAGGAGGAUAUGCAGACAUUGUGCAAAUUCUACUUAUGAAAAAUAUUGGAGUUUUAAAAUGCGAUAUGACUGGACUAACACCAUUGCAUAUGGCAUGUAAAAUGGGGCAUUAUGAUGUUGUUGAACUAUUGAUAGAAAACAAUGCUAAUGUCAAUCAGUGUGAAAGACAAGUUGGAUGGUCGCCUUUGCAUUUUGCUUCUUUUGGGGGGUAUACAGAUAUUACUGAACUCUUGAUUAAAAAGAACGCAGAUAAGGAGAUAUAUGAUGACGAGGGGUUAACGCCAGAUGAUGUGUUUGAACAAGAAUUUGCAAAUCUGUAGUUCGACAAAAAGUAUACAUAUACAAGGAGAACAGUUACAAAAAAUAAUAUAAAACAAUGAAGUCCUGUCUGUAGUUUGUUCUUGAGACAAACGGAAAGUUAUAUUUUGAAGCCUCAGUUCGCAUAGGAAAAGAGGAGUAUGUAGCAUUUUAAAUUGAAAUAAAUCAACUUAAUUUUC
Mytilus californianus (California mussel) is the source of this 5791-nucleotide messenger RNA. RefSeq names its product serine/threonine-protein phosphatase 6 regulatory ankyrin repeat subunit B-like. Gene Ontology annotation, molecular function: protein binding. The record is from RefSeq and is a predicted model, not a curated record. The transcript is spliced from 7 exons. Bases 320 to 5614 code for a protein of 1764 amino acids. Lineage: Eukaryota; Metazoa; Mollusca; Bivalvia; Mytilida; Mytilidae.